Molecule: messenger RNA, 3996 nt
Organism: Ipomoea triloba (trilobed morning glory)
Lineage: Eukaryota; Viridiplantae; Streptophyta; Magnoliopsida; Solanales; Convolvulaceae
Product: leucine-rich repeat receptor-like serine/threonine-protein kinase At1g17230
Exons: 4
Coding region: 162-3590 (1142 amino acids)
Biological process (GO): protein phosphorylation; hormone-mediated signaling pathway
Cellular component (GO): plasma membrane
Molecular function (GO): ATP binding; protein binding; protein kinase activity
Source: RefSeq, a predicted model, not a curated record
CACAAACAACAGUACAAUGGCGAGGCAAAAAAGGACAAUGAUAGGGGAGCAGUUUCAUGGCAGAAUUUGAUUCCGUGAAGAAAUCGCUGUGGAAAUGUGGAAUACCAUUUUCCAGGGCUGCCAAACCCAACAGGAUAAAGUAGGGGCAAUUAGCCCAGAAUAUGAUGUGUAGAUUCCACUUCACCCCUCCACUAACAACGAGAGAAGACUUCCGAGCAACAAAGUCUCCCAGGAAAUCAUCACUUUCGAGACUGCGCACGCACAGGGGGGAAAAAUUAAAGCUGGAUGGCGACAAAACCACUCCAACCAAAACGAGAAUGUUGGGUCCAAAUCCCAGAAUUCCAAAGUGUGUGAAUGAAGAGGGAGCCAUUCUUUUGGAGUUCAGAAGAUCACUUACAGACCCAAGCAACAAUCUCCAUUGGAACUCUUCUGACUUGAAUCCAUGUGGGUGGAAUGGUGUUGCCUGCAAUGAUGAUCAUCAGGUAACUUCUGUAUACCUCUCUGGACUCAAUCUUUCUGGCACUUUAUCUUCAAGCAUUUGUGAGCUUCCUGCCUUGGUAGAGUUCAACAUCUCAAAGAACUUCAUUUCUGGUUAUAUUCCUGGUUUUGUGCACUGUAAAAAUCUUGAGGUUUUAGACCUUUGCACCAAUAGGUUCCAUGAUGAAUUCCCUUCUCAGCUCUCUUAUCUGACCUCUCUUAGGGAGCUUUAUCUGUGUGAGAAUUAUAUCAAUGGAGAAAUCCCCGAGGAAAUCGGGAACUUGAGUUUUCUAGAGGAGCUUGUAAUUUACAGUAAUAAUAUUACUGGAAGGAUUCCAUCAUCCAUAAGUAGACUGAAAAGGCUUAGGAUUAUCAGGGCGGGUCGAAAUUAUUUAUCAGGUCCAAUUCCUGCAGAAAUGAGUGAAUGUGAGAGUUUGCAGAUCCUUGGUCUAGCAGAGAAUAAGCUAGAGGGUUCUUUUCCUUCAGACCUUCAAAGGCUUAAGAAUCUAACUCACUUGAUCCUCUGGGCAAAUCUUUUGUCAGGAGUAAUUCCUCCCGAAAUAGGUAAUUUCAGUAGCUUGGAAUUACUUGCCCUGCAUCAAAACUUCUUCAUUGGACCCCUUCCAAGAGAGUUUGGAAAGUUAACAGAGCUAAAGAGACUCUACAUUUACACCAACAAGUUGAACGGGACUAUUCCGUGGGAACUAGGGAAUUGUUCUAGUUUGGUUGAGAUUGAUUUUUCUGAAAAUCUUUUGGUUGGGGUUAUUCCAAACACAUUGGGUCGGAUUUCUAAUCUUAGAUUGCUUCAUCUGUUUGAAAACCGCUUACAUGGGAAUAUUCCAAGGGCGCUAGGACAGUUGAAGCGGCUCCAGAAGUUGGAUUUAUCCAUAAAUAACUUCACUGGUAGGAUCCCCUUGGAGUUUCAGAACCUUCCAUUCUUGGAGAAUCUGCAACUCUUUGACAACAAUCUUGAGGGCAGUAUCCCCCCAUUACUUGGGAUGAAAAGCAAGCUCGCUAUUCUUGACCUGUCGAAGAAUAAUCUCAUUGGAGGCAUCCCUCCAAGGCUUUGCGUGUUCCAGAAAUUGAGUUUUCUAAGCCUUGGCUCAAAUCAUUUAUCUGGAAACAUUCCUUAUGGCCUAAAAACUUGCAAGUCCCUUGAGCAGAUGAUGUUAGGAGACAACUUGCUCACCGGGACUCUUUCUGUUGAGUUGUGCAAACUUCAGAAUCUCUCGGCUCUUGAGCUGUAUCAAAACCGGUUUACUGGAUUGGUACCCCCUGAAAUAGGAUAUCUCAGCAAAUUAGAGAGGUUGCUUCUGUCAGAUAACUUCUUUUUUGGGCAUAUCCCCCGUGAAAUUGGGAAACUCACGAAGCUUGUUUCUUUCAAUGUCUCUUCAAACCGGUUGUCUGGGGAUAUACCCCACGAGUUGGGGGAUUGUAUUAAGCUUCAGAGGCUUGAUCUCAGUAAGAACUGGUUCACUGGAAACCUCCCCGAUAAACUUGGCAUGUUAGUGAAUCUGGAACUGCUUAAGCUAUCAGACAACAGAUUUAACGGAAAGAUACCAUCUACCUUUGGGGGGCUCAUAAGACUUACUGAACUGCAGAUGGGGGGCAACUUGUUUUCUGGUGGAAUACCGAUCGAGCUUGGUCUACUUGGAGCACUUCAAAUUUCUCUCAACCUCAGUCAUAAUGCUCUUAGCACCUCAAUUCCUGUUAGUCUUGGGAACUUACAGAUGCUCGAGUCGCUUUACUUGAACGACAAUCAGCUUACAGGUGAAAUUCCAGGCUCAUUAGGUGGUCUGAUGAGCCUCAUGGUGUGCAAUCUUUCUAAUAAUAAACUGGUAGGACCAAUACCAGACACCCCCGUUUUCAGAAGAAUGGAUUCGAGUAAUUUUGCUGGAAAUGUCGGGUUGUGCAGAUUGGAUUCAUCUCACUGCACUCCAUCCUUGCCCAUAACUCCCCAUUCAAGCUGGAUAAAUAAGGGUUCAAAUAGAGAAAAAAUAGUCAUCAUCGGGUCAGCAGUCGUUGGACUGGUUUCUAUAAUCUUUAUCGUUGGUAUUUGUUGGGUUAUGAGAAGCCACAGGAGAUCCUUUGUGUCAGUAGAAGGUGAAGUGAAACCCGAUGAUGUCCUGAACCAAUACUACUUCCCGAAAAAAGGAUUCACUUACCAGGAUCUCGUUGUAGCCACAGAGGACUUCUCGGACAAAGCUAUCAUAGGACGGGGAGCCUGUGGCAUCGUCUACAAGGCAGUAAUGAGCGAUGGAGAGGUGAUUGCUGUUAAAAAGUUGAAGUCGCGAGGAGAAGGAGCUAGCACAGACAACAGCUUCCUUGCUGAAUUAUCGACGCUUGGAAAGAUCAGUCACAGAAACAUUGUGAAGCUCCAUGGUUUCUGCUACCACCAAGACUGCAAUCUUCUCCUAUACGAGUACAUGGAAAACGGGAGUCUUGGAGAAAUACUUCAUGGGAGCAAAGACACUUGCAUUCUAGAUUGGAAUGAUCGGUACAAGAUCGCGCUAGGAGCUGCUGAGGGUCUUUGCUACCUCCAACACGACUGUAAACCCCAAAUCAUCCACCGCGAUAUAAAAUCAAACAACAUAUUACUGGACGAGACGUUUGAAGCACACGUGGGAGAUUUUGGCUUGGCGAAGCUAAUUGACAUUCCAUACUCAAAAUCCAUGUCAGCUGUAGCUGGUUCGUAUGGCUACAUUGCCCCAGAAUACGCUUACACAAUGAAAGUGACAGAGAAAUGCGAUAUCUACAGUUUCGGGGUUGUUCUGCUGGAACUCAUAACCGGAAGAUCUCCAGUUCAGCCACUUGACCAUGGAGGAGAUCUAGUGACUUGGGUGAGAAGAUCAGUCCACGAAAGAGUUCCAUUCUCUGAGAUAUUCGAUAAACGGCUAGGUCUUGGCAUGGAAAGAACAAUCGAGGAGAUGUCGUUAGUUCUCAAGAUUGCGUUGUUCUGUACCAACACAUCUCCUCUUAAUCGGCCUUCAAUGCGAGAAGUCGUCGCCAUGCUGAUUGAUGCUCGGGAAGCUACAACCAAUUCCCUGCCUUCUCCAACAUCAGAAACUCCUUUAGAUGAGGAUCACUCUAAUAAAGUAUACAUGGAGCCUUAGGAUGGUUUCACCUAACAAGAUGGACUUGCUGUGAUCUUAGCUACAUUGCAAGGAAGACGGCGCUAAUUGUCAAUUUGUCAUACGUGUAAGCUCUGCAUAUCCUUUCUGAUUUUAGAAGCAUCUGUAGAUUCUUAAUGUACACAACUGCCAUAUUUCCCCCUUUCUCCCAACAACCAUACUGGAAAUUCUUUGCCCUAUCAACUGCAGAAAGCACUAUGUUCAUUAUCUUGAUUCUGGAUGCAUCUUACCUCACAUGGUAGAAACACAUUGUUCAUAGGAUCAUAGUUCAAUGAACAUUAAGGUUUCUAUAGGUGUUCUGUCAUUUCCCAGAAAGGGGCCAUGUAAAGGACAUGUUCCAACACUUAAUUCUCAUACAUUUUAGUUUACAUAUGCUCUUACCCAAAAA